CCCCGGCACCCCCGGCACCACCGGCACCACCGGCACCCACCGGCACCCCCGGCACCCCCCGCGGGCGACAGAGACCCAGAGGGACCGGGCCCAGCGGGACGGCGGGGCGAGGCAAUCAUGGCUCUCUACAACAAUGGGGCUGACGUGCCUUCGCCCCAGGAAGCCUCCAAUGGCUUCCCCCAGCCCGGUGCCUCAGGAACGUGGCACAAGGGCGAGGAGGAGGUGAGGCUGGUGGAGCCCAGCAUGGUGAAGAAGGCUCACCGGGAAAUCCUGGACCAUGAGCGCAAGCGGCGGGUGGAGCUGAAGUGCAUGGAGCUGCAGGAGAUGAUGGAGGAGCAGGGGUACUCCGAAGAGGAGAUCCGACAGAAAGUGGGGACCUUCCGGCAAAUGCUGAUGGAGAAGGAGGGUGUGCUCACCAGGGAGGACCAGCACGGGCGCCAAAUUGUGAUAGAAAACCACCACGGGGCGGAUGGGGAGGAGUACGAGGUGGAGUACCCUGACUAUGGAGAGGGCUGCCUGCUGCAGUGCGACUGCUCGGCCGAGUGCUACCGCGAGGACAGCGGCCACCGCGAGUACAGGUUGAAAAGACGCUCGAGCAGCUCCACCUCUCCUCCACCCAAGAAGAAAAAGAAGAAGAAAUCAGGUCACCGCCGGAGCCGCAAAAAGAGGAAACCCGGCUCAGAGCGCAGCUGUGACAGCUCUUCACCCAUCCGCAAGGAAAAGAAAAAGAAGACUGGAAAGAAACACAGACGUGACAGGUCUGAAUCGGGGUCACGAAAAAAGAGAAGACACAGGUCCCGAAGCCCCAAGAACAAACGGAAAGAGAAAAACAAAGAGCGCAAGAGGUCCCGCAGCGAGUCCCCGGCCUGGCGCUCGCACCGCCGCAGCUCCUGCAGCUCCCACAGCGCCUCGCUCUCCUCCGACGACAGCGGCUCUAAAUCCCCGGGCAGGCUGAGCCCCAAGCGCCGGCAGGAUGGCCCCAAGGGCAGCAGCGCCCGCUCCAGCCGCAGCCCGUCCUCGCCCUCGCCCCAGCGCUCGGCCUCGCCGCACCAGAACGGGCACAAGGGCAGCGCCCAGAACGGCCGCCACAGCCACGGCGCCCCGCUCCCGGAGCCCUCGGAUAGGCCGGCCUCGGCGUCCUCCUCUCCGCGGGCCCACGGCAGGACGGAGCCGCCGUCCCCCCGCACCCGGGGGGGCCGACACGGCGCCCGCAGCCCCCGGUCGCCCACGCCGGAGCGGGCCAAGCACGGCCACCGGCAUCGCUCCCGCAGUGCCUCGCCGCCGUCCCGACACCGCGGCCAGAGCAAGGGGCGGCCCCCGGCCCCCCGGGAGCCGCCGCCGCCGCCGCUCAGCCCCGCCGGCUACAGCAGCGACUCGGAGGGCUCGGCCGGCUCCCACCCGCCGGCCGGCCCCGACAGGAACCACGGCGCGCACGGCAAGAAGGUGAAGGAGCGGCACCACCGGGGCCGGCCCAACAGCAGCUCGGAGUCGUCAGCCAAGCACUCCCGGCACGCCUCGGAGCGGAGGAAGAGCCCGUCCCCCAGCCCGGGCCAGCGCAGCAGCUCCUGGAGCUCCAGCGGCUCCCUCUCCAAGUCCCGCUCCCGCUCCCGGGAGAAGAGAGCAGGACGCAGCCGCUCCCGCUCGCCCUCGCCGAAAAAGCCAGCCAGCAGAGAGAAGGACAACGAGCCCCGAACACGUCAUGGGGAUCCCGAUCCCGCCCGCCCCCGGCGCCGCUCCAGGAGCUACUCCCCCAUCAGGAAGCGGAGACGCGACUCCCCCAGCUUCAUGGAGCCCAGGAGGAUCACCAGCGCCCGCAAGCGUCCCAUCCCCUACUACCGGCCCAGCCCCUCGUCCUCCAGCUCGCUGAGCACCUACUCGUACAGCCGGAGCCGCAGCCGCAGCUACGACAGCUACAGCUCCAGCCGCAGCCGCAGCCGGACUCGCAGCCCCCCCAGCCGCUCCCGCAGCCCCAGCCGCAGCCCCAGCUACAACAGCCGCAGCAGCUCGGAGAGCGCCGGCUUCUGAGCGCCCCCGGCACCCGGCCGCAGCCCCGCGACAGCCCAGCUCUGCUCCCUCCAUGCCACCCGCGCCCCCAGAAGGGACGGGACCACCGGGGAG
This is a messenger RNA of Vidua macroura (Pin-tailed whydah), 2118 nucleotides long. It is a transcript of the gene SRRM3, whose product is annotated as serine/arginine repetitive matrix 3. The transcript is spliced from 15 exons. The coding region runs from base 118 to 2025 and encodes 635 amino acids. The record is from RefSeq and is a predicted model, not a curated record. NCBI's taxonomy places the organism in Eukaryota, Metazoa, Chordata, Aves, Passeriformes, Viduidae. Gene Ontology annotation, molecular function: mRNA binding.